Molecule: messenger RNA, 6791 nt
Organism: Olea europaea var. sylvestris
Lineage: Eukaryota; Viridiplantae; Streptophyta; Magnoliopsida; Lamiales; Oleaceae
Product: probable 2-carboxy-D-arabinitol-1-phosphatase
Exons: 6
Coding region: 71-1108 (345 amino acids)
Molecular function (GO): phosphatase activity
Source: RefSeq, a predicted model, not a curated record
CUGUCAGUGUUUUUCAGCGCAUAAAAUAACAGAAAAAACACAAUUUAACUAACAGUUUCCGUAAAAUAUCAUGGUUUCGACUGUACUAACUCCACACCUCUUUUCCCUUCAUAGAACCCAUCAGCUCCACCAACACCGCCGCUGCCUCCACCACCACUUCCCAAACAAGACUGGUCCAUCCAGAAUAAGUAUUAUCUACUCUUCUUCAAGCUUGCAAGAAAUCAAGAAACCAUCGGUAUCACCUCCGCCGCCACCGGACGAUUCAGAGGGAAGAGACUUGUUGAGCUGGAAGAGUAUAAAUCUGCCACCAAUACGGGCCUCGAAGAGAGUGGUUCUGGUGAGGCACGGGCAGAGCACGUGGAAUGCGGAGGGUCGGAUUCAAGGGAGCUCGGAUUUCUCGGUGCUCACUCAGAAGGGCGAAGCUCAGGCUGAGACAUCGCGACAGAUGCUUCUUGAUGAUUCCUUUGAUCUCUGCUUCUCAAGUCCCCUGAUUAGAUCGAAGAGAACGGCUGAGAUCAUUUGGGGUUCUCGUGGGGAGAAGAUCAUAACAGAUUCUGACUUGAGGGAAAUUGACCUCUAUUCAUUUCAAGGCCUCCUAAAGAAUGAGGGAAAGGCCAAGUAUGGUGCCGCUUAUCGUCAAUGGCAAAUUGAUGCUGCAAACUUCAAUAUUGAUGGCCAUUAUCCUGUGAGGGAAUUAUGGGAACGUGCUAGAAACUGCUGGACAAAAAUUCUUACCCAUGAAGGCAAGUCAAUUCUGGUAGUUGCUCACAAUGCUGUUAAUCAGGCUCUUGUUGCAACCGCAAUUGGUUUAGGAGCAGAGUACUUCAGGGUUCUACUUCAGAGCAAUUGUGGUGUAAGUGUGCUGGACUUCACUCCAAAACCUGAAGGUGGGUCUCCAGAUAUAUGCCUUAAUCGUUUAAAUCAGACCCCCAGUUCACCUAUAGCUGCUGGCAGUUCUGUGGGCAGGAAAACCAGUAUGCGAAUUAUACUUGUUUGUCAUGGAGUCUCUGAGAAUAAUCAAGAGGAUCCUCGAUCUCAGAAGGUGAUUGGAAUAAGCCAUAGACAAGGAUGGUGUUGGAUUUUUUUAUGCGCAAUAAUAAAGAGAUGAAAGAGAGAUCAACAGAGUAUUUACGUGGUUCGAUGAUGUGCCUACGUCCACGAGGAGCGAAUGUUCAGUAAACCUAUAUUCUACUUUAUAUUCUACUUUAUAUUAACCACAUACACAACAAUCUCUACCUUGGUAUUCUAUUCACCCUUUAGGAGAAAACACUGAAAAACAUAACCUGAAAAAACACACCAUCUUGAACCAAUAAGUUGGGACACACUCUUUAACACCUGGAGAUGUUAAUCAAGUUCAAGUAAUACUUGAACCUGUUCAUUGUAAUUGGCUUUGUCAACAUGUUUGCCACUUCUCUAAUAACAGUUCUCUUGUAGUAACCAACUCCCUUAUCUUGUGAAAUCUCAUAUCAAUGUGCUUAAUUCUUGCAUAAUAAAUCUAAUGCUUUACUAAGAAGAUGACGCUCUGACUAUCACAAUAUAGUUUUAUUUCAUCUUACUUGAUCCCAAGUUCUUUGAUAAGUCCUCUCAACCACAAUAAUUCCUUGGCUACCUCAGUUGUUGCCAUGUAUUCUGCUUCAGUUGUGGAUAAUGCCACAAGUGACUGCACCAUUAAUCUCCAGUAUAUAGGUCCACCUGUGAAUGUGAAAACAUAACCUGUAUGGACCUUUUGUCAUCCAUGUUGCGUGCAUAAUCUGCAUUUAUGUAUCUCCGAACUCAUCAUGUUGUUUCUCAAACAUUAUCUCACACUCCAUUGUAUCUCUCAAGUACCUGAAAAUCCAUUUUGCAGCUUUCCAAUGCUCUCUGUCGAGAUUAGCCAUUUACUUGCUCACCAUACUGACUACAUGUGCUGAAUUUGAUCUGGUACACACUAUUGCAUACUUCAAACUUCCCACUACGUUGGCAUAAGACACCUUUGACAUCUUUGCAAUUUUUUUAUUCUUUGGGCACUGAUUACUAGACAAUCUGAAAUGAUUUACCAAUGUUGUGUGCCCACUGCUUUUGUAUUAGACAUGCUAAAUCUCUCCAACACUUUCUUCAAAUAAUUUUUCUGAGACACCCAUAGUUUUCUGGCUUUCCUAUCUCUAUUGAUUUCCAUGGCAAGAUUCUUCUUAACCAGUCCAAAGUCUUUUAUAUCUAGCUUGCUACCCAACAAAGAUUUCAAUUUGUCUACUUCAUUCAUGUUCUUAGUAGCACUAAGCAUAUCAUCCACAUACAACAUCAACAAGAACUCUAUAGUAAACACAACAAUCAUACUCACAAUGAAUGUAGCCAAUCUGAAUAAUGUGGGAGUUGAACCUCUUGUACCAUUGCCGUGGAGAUUGCUUAAUCUCAUAUAAAGACUUCCUUAGUUUACGCACAAUAUUCUCUAUUCCUAGUUCCAAGAACCCUUCUUACUGCUCUAUAAAAAUCUGCUCCUCCAAAUCACCAUGAAGGAAAGCAGCCUUCACUAGUUCUAACUCCAAAUAAAAACUAGUCAUCAUUGCCAAGACAAUCCUGAUGGAAGUGCAUCUGAUGGCCGGAGAGAAAAUUUCAUUAUAAUCUACUCUCUUCCUCUGUGAGUACCCAUAGCUACUAAUCGAGCUUUGUAUAUUUUUAUUUCUCCUUCCUUUUCUAACAUUGUUUCUUUCUUUCUAUAUACCUAAUUACACUUUAUCAGUUUCUUCCCCACUGGAAGCUCCACCAAUUCUCAUGUAUCAUUUUUAUGGAAUGACUCAAUUUCCUUAAAUCAUAGGAUCGCUAUUGCUGGUAAUAAGUGCAUAAGAAACUGAAUCCUCGAAUCCAUACUUCAUCGUCUAUCUGUGCCAAUACUAUGAUACUACUCCUCUUCUGAGCCAGAAUUGUCCACUCCCUGAGCAUUAAUACCUAUGUCAACAUUGUCUAGCUCUAUUUGCACCACUUAGCUCUUGCUAUUACCCUCGCCCCCCAAACUGAGCUUUUCUUCUUCUAGAGAAGCUUUAAGCAUGGAGCUUCAUCAAAGAUUGUAUCCCUACUUAUCAUCUUCUUUGCUUUUGGAUCCCAAAACUUGUAACCUUUUACGCCUUUCACAUAGCCCAGAGAAAUGCACUUUCUUUAUUUCAAAUCAAGCUUGGAUCUUUGAUCACUGGAUACAUGGACAUAAGCUGGACACCCAAAUACUCUCAAUUCAGAAUAAUCAACUUCAAUGCUAGUCAAACUUCCUCUACAACUUUCCCAUCUAGUGCUGGUCAUGGUGAUCUGUUUAUAACAUAACAUGCCAUGUUCACUGCUUCUGUCCAAAAACUCUUCGAAAGCCCUGCAUUCAACCUCAAACAUCUUGUCUAUUUUGCAAUUGUUUUGUUUAUUGUCUCCGCUAUACCAUUUCGCUGUUGUGCUUUGCGAACUUUAUAGUGUUGCUGAAUACCAUGCUCCUUAUAGAAUUUCAGAAACUAUAAUCUAUGUACUGUUGUUUGUCCCGAGAUACUUAAUUUUCCUGCGCGUCUGAUUCUCUACUUCUAUUUUCCACGAUCUAACUUUGGCAAUGGUUUCAGAUUUAUGCUUCAUGAAAUAUACCCAAACUUCCCUAAAGAAGUCACUCUCUGGUCCUCAAACAUUAGAAUGCACAUAAUUAAGAAUGUCCUUUGUUUUGUGCUUUCCCAUUUUGACCUAUUCUCUGAACUGUUUCUCAAGUAUACAAAACCUGCAGAAAUUUAGUUUGCAUGAUUUUACUCCAUUUAACAAAUUCUUCUUUUAAAGCUCAAUCAUAUCACGCUCUCAUAUAUGCCACAGUCACAUAUGCCAUAAAAGAGUGUCAUUUGACUUAGAUUCUGCUGUAGCAACUCUAUCUACAAUUGUAUUUCCCAGUAGUAUGUAGAUAUUCCCUGCCAAUUUUUGCUUCAUCAUAGUCAUAGCUCAUUUCUUCACUGUCAAGGCCCCACACUUUGACUUAUAAGAAUAGCUACUGGUGUCUAAAAUGCCUAAAGAAAUUAGGUUCUUUCUCAACUCUGGUACAUGUCUAACAUUCUUCGAAGUCCUCACCACACCAUCGAUCAUUUUAAAUAUUAUGGAUCAUAUUCCAAUGACCUUACAUGAUGUAUAAUUACCUAUCAAAGCAGAUCCAAAAUUACUCGAAUGAUAUGGAUCAAACCAAUCCGGUGAGGAGAUAUAAAUAGGCUAAAUCAAGUACCUAGGAGUCAUGUAAUCUAUUAGAAUUACUUGUAGAGAUUGAUAGCAUGUCUCCAUCUUAAGAAUCUAAGUCUCCUUCUGCAACACUAGUCGAGUUUGAGGACCUAUCAUCUUUCCUUUAAUGUGACCUAUCUGAUAGUACUUGUAGCACUUGACAUUUUUCUUACUUCGAUUCCUAGAUUUUGAUCUUGUAUUUCUUUUGUAAGAGCUACCCCUUUCCUUCUUUCUCCUACGAUCCUGGUAGUCUUUCAUGAUCAACCUCUCACCUUGUGAACUUUUGCCAGUACAUAGUUUUCUCUGGUUGUAGGCUACCAAGGCUAACGUGACUUCCUCCAAGUCGAGAGUCUCUUUACCCCACGUUAGCGUGAUCACUAAGUGGUAGUACAAAGGAGGAAGAGAGCACAUCAAUAUCAUUGCCUUAUCUUCUUCAUCGAACUUGAUUUAAAGUCGUAGAAAAUCGCUAAUAAUUUGAUUGGAGACAAUAGUAUGUUGAAUCAGAUCUGUACCCUCUAUUAUCUUGAACCCGUAUAGCUACUGCUUCAUAUAUGGCUUGUUCGUGGUAGAUGUCGAUAUAUAACAACUCUCGAAUUUUAGCUAAACCUCCGUCAGAGACUCAAUGUCCAUGACGUGAUAUAUGAUCUUGUCUGUGAAACAGAGUCGAAUUGUAACCCUCUACUCAUGCCUCAAGCACUUACCAAUCGGCAGCUGAUGUGCUCUCUGGCUUCUUCCCAGUUGGCGCAUUCACUAUCUCUUGCUGUGCUAACAAAUCCUUUACCCUUCGCUGCCAUAAUUCAAAAUUCUCAGUUCCAUCGAGUUUCAUCACAUCGAAUUUUGCAGUCAAAGAAUUUGCCAUCUAAGCUUGGAUUUGAUACCAGAUGUUGGAUAUUUUUAACGCUAUAGUAAAGAGAUGAAAGAGAGAGAUCAAUACAAGUAUUUACAUAGUUUGGCGAUAUGCCUACAUCCACAAAAAGCGAAGCGGAGAUAUUUUUAUUCAGUAUGAAUAAUAGGGUUACAUCAUCAAUAUUUAUACUAACCUUAACCCAAGCCCAUAAAGACUUUAUGAGAAGAAUUUUGCUCAUGUUGCCAAGAUGACAACCGUUCGUACACUUAUUGCUGUUGCAUAUGUUCGUCAGUGGAGUCUCUCUUAGUUGGAUGUCAAAAAUACCUUUUUGAAUGGAAAUCUUCAGGAGAAGCGUGUAUGGUUCCUUUUUUCUGUCUUUCUUACUCUCCUAGAUAUGUUUGCAAGCUUAAGAAGACACUUUAUGACCUCAAACAAACACCUCGUGCUUGGUUUGAGAAAUUUUUCGUUGUUGUUACCUCUCUCGGUUCUACAUCUAGUCAUCAUGACCCUUAUUAUUCUUUAGAUGCACUUCGAUUGGUCACAUUCUACUUUUGCUGUAUGCUGACGAUUGAUUAUUUCUGGUGAUGAUGUUGGUGGGAUUGCAUAUUUGAAAUCAAAAUUGGCGCGUCGUUUUGAAAUGAAGGACAGGUGCAUUAUCUUAUUUUUGGGGAUUGAAGUUACUUCUUUUCCUAGAGGUUAUCUUCUCUCUCAGUCUAAUUAUGGAUGCUCUUGAGCGUCUUGAGCCCAACACUCGAUAUUUAUUGUCUGAUGGUGUACCCUUGACUGAUCCCACUUUGUAUCGCACCAUUAUUGGAUUCCGGUUUAUCAUAUCAUCACAUGUCCCCAUAUUGCUUAUGCUGUUCAUUUUGUUAGUUAGUUAGUUUCAACUCUUACUAAAGUUCAUUAGGCAGCUGCUGUUUGUAUUUUGCGUUAUUUUUGUAGUACUUGCUUUCAGAGUCUUUUGUUUCCAUUGACUUCUCUUCAGUACUCUGUGCCUACUCUAAUGCUGAUUGGGCCAGUAAUCCCACUGAUUGCAAGUCUACUAUUGAUUUUUAUAUAUUUUUGGGCGAUUUACUUAUCUCUUGGAAGAGUAAGAAACAUAUUGUUAUUUUUCGUUCCUCUAUUGAGGUUGAGUAUCGAGCUAUGACAUCCACCACCACUAAGAUUGUGUGGUUGCGUUAGUUACUUGUAGACAUGAGUGUUCUCUUGUCUUCUACAACUUCUAUCUAUUGUGAUAAUCAAAGUGCUAUUCAGAUUUCUCACAACUCUGCUAAAAGACUUAAUACUAUCACUUGGAUCUGGAGCCUGCAUGUUGAUACUCACAGUUGGGUCCCAUAUUUAGUAGCUAGAUAUGGAUAAGGGGGCAUGGAAUACAUAUGGUGAGCUAAACAAUGGUUAAAGAGCUUAGUUCCAUGAGUGCACAAAUCAUAUUGAGAUUGACUGUCAUCUGGUUCUCCACCAUCCUUAGACUGCUACUAUUUUCCUACCUUUUGUUUCUUGGUCAUUGUAGUUUGUUGACUUUUUCACGAAGUCUCAUCCAAUUCAUCGUUUUCGUUUCUUGCUUAAUAAACUCUCGCUGUUUCUUGCUGUAAUAUUGUGAGUUUGUUGGAAUGUUAGCCAUAUAGCAUAUUUGAUUUGUGCAUAAUUUUAUUUAGUUUCCUUCUAGUGUAGGUUUCCUUUUUGUUUACUCUUCUUAUAAAAAUUUUGAAAUAUUUCAAUAGGCUCUUUAUAUUUAACAUUUAAUUUUACU